Euleptes europaea (tarantolino) is the source of this 618-nucleotide messenger RNA. RefSeq names its product dynein light chain Tctex-type 2 (gene DYNLT2). Gene Ontology annotation, molecular function: dynein intermediate chain binding. Gene Ontology annotation, biological process: microtubule-based movement. NCBI's taxonomy places the organism in Eukaryota, Metazoa, Chordata, Lepidosauria, Squamata, Sphaerodactylidae. Gene Ontology annotation, cellular component: cytoplasmic dynein complex; cytoplasm. Bases 1 to 573 code for a protein of 190 amino acids. The transcript has 4 exons. The record is from RefSeq and is a predicted model, not a curated record.
AUGGAAAAGAAGAAGAAGCUGAGUAGCUCCCCCUCCCACCACUUGACGAUGCCAAAGAAGCAUAGCGGUCCUGAAAGAGACGGAAUGGCACCGCGGCUUUCACAAAUUUACAAACCGAGGACGUCAAGCCAUGAAGUUUUUGAUCCAGGAGAUGAAGAGUCUACCACAGAUUUAACAAAAAGUGAGUUCUUGGCAUUCAAGGCUAGCUUUUCAAGACCAAAGUAUGGCAACACAUAUAGAAUGGAACCGUAUAGAACAUUUGAGGCUCAUGUAAUAAGGAAGAAAGCUGAAGACAUCCUAAAGAAUAAACUCGAGGAUUACAAAUAUGAUGGGUCCACGGCAGCCUCGAUGUGUUUAGACCUCACAGAAGAUAUAUUGACCGCUGUCAAGGAUCAGGGCUUUGACCGUUACAAGUAUAUAGUCCAAGUGUUUAUGGUGGAAAAGUCUGGCCAGUCCAUUCAUAUUGCCAGCAGAUGGGUCUGGGAUGGAGCAAGGGAUAACUGGGUUUCAGCACUACAUGAAAUUGAGAACUAUGUUACAGUGGCUUUGAUAAUUGCUGGCUAUUAUGAAUAACUUCCUGAAAACAAAUGUACCAUCGUAAUAGUACAUUCCUGUUAU